Danio aesculapii is the source of this 6666-nucleotide messenger RNA. It is a transcript of the gene mki67, whose product is annotated as marker of proliferation Ki-67. The record is from RefSeq and is a predicted model, not a curated record. Gene Ontology annotation, cellular component: nucleus; chromosome. Lineage: Eukaryota; Metazoa; Chordata; Actinopteri; Cypriniformes; Danionidae. Gene Ontology annotation, biological process: regulation of chromosome segregation; regulation of mitotic nuclear division. The transcript has 16 exons. Bases 147 to 6224 code for a protein of 2025 amino acids. Gene Ontology annotation, molecular function: protein binding.
CAACACGCGCUGCUUCUUGUGUCUGUGGACAGUGUUGUUAAUGUUAGUGCUAGUAAUAGCAGCUAGUAACGGCUGGCGCGCUCAGUGAGCUAUCGAUGGAAUAUAUUUUAUUGUUUUGAUUUACGGAAUCUCAGGUAAGUUUUAAUAUGCCUUUGCUGGGAAAGAUAGUGGUGAUCAAGAGAAAUGGAGCAGAUGGCACCGAAUUCCCCCUCACUGCGUCCUGUCUUUUUGGAAGGAAGAUGGACUGUGAUAUUCGGAUUCAGCUGCCACAGGUAUCGAAAGAGCAUUGUAAAAUUGAGCUGAAUGAGAACAAAGAGCUCAUUUUGACCAAUUUGAGCUCUGUGAACCCAACCCGUAUUAAUGGACAAGUCUUUAAUCAGUCAGAACGUUUAAAGCAUGGUGAUUUAAUAACAAUCAUUGAUCGUUCUUUCAGGUUUGAGUACCCACCUCCCAAGACCCCGAAGAAGAGGCUGUCUGGAAAAGACAAAACUGUUCAGGCAUUGCAAGAGCAGCAGGAAAAAAGCACGCCUGUGGAGAAGAGGAAGUCAGAGCAUUCCUUUGACACUUGUUUAAAAGAUGGUUCAAAUUUGCCACCCACUGUGGAACAAACUUCUGAGGCAGAGCCUGAAGAUGCUAAACUUAAAAAGGAAAGUUUGUCCCCUUUUUGUGAGCUCUACCAAAUGGUCAAACAAGACCUUGUUGCUAAAUCUCCAUGGAGGUCAGAGCUACCCAAAACACCUCUUGCAAGGUCUCAGCGUCGUGAGGAAAGUCUCACUGCAGAUGCAAGAAGUACUCCUAAACAGCUCACAACCCCUUCCAAGAAGCGAAGAUCCUCAAAAUCCAGUUCUGAUGAUGCAACUAAAUCAACAACCCCUCAGAGCUCAUUUAAUGCAAAUCUGGAAGAUGUUACCUCUGCAGGUGUCAAAAGUACUCCCAAACAGAUAACAACUCCAUCUGCCAAGAAGCGAAGGUCCUCAAAAUCCAACUUUGAGGAUGCUAUUGUACCAGCUACUCCUCAGAGCUCAGCUAAUGCAAAUCUGGAAGAGAAAUCUUCUGAUGUGCAAUCUGUAGGGUCUUACACCCCGUCAGCGACAGAGAAAAGUACAACUCCUGUCUCCCAGAAGAGAACACCCUCGACAACGCCACAUAAGUUCAGUGCUGGUGAGGUAGUCAAGCAAAUUCUCUUAGAGCCACAGCCUGAUAAUACUCCAAAGUCCCCUAAAGGAAGGCAAAGUGGUGUGUCACAGGAUCAGAACCAGCCUCAGACUCCAGGCACAAAUGGUAAAAACAGUGAAGUGAAAAUGUCACCCAGAACGUCUCCAAGGUCAAAUGCUGGCAAAAGGUUUCAGGCCCAAGAUGUUCUGCAGGAGAAUAAGGCUGCAACGUCAGCUUCUAAAAACAAAGCUGACACUUCAAUUAACGAGCAGCUUCAUGGUAUUAAAUCACACACAAAAGUGGUUGUUGCUAAACCAAAGAGGAAGCGAGUGUCCUUUGGUGGUCAGUUGAGCCCAGAGCUUUUUGACAAACGCCUGCCACCUGAUUCCCCCCUCCGCCGUGGAGCAACCCCAAGACACAGUUUGGGACCUUCCCAGAAACCCCAGUCUCUUCUACGACGAGCAUCCACAAUUGGUCUCUUGGGUCUUAGACUUGAUGAAAUCACCACAGAGGCCCAAAAAGCUUCACCCAAACGGUCAGUGAAGACUCCAUCACCUGCCAAAAGGACACCUAGUACCAAGGCUAAAACUCCGUCACCAAAACAAAAAUCACCAUCUUCUGUAGCCAAGGUAUAUACACCAACUCCUGCUACACCCAAGACACCUGCAUCUGCUAGAAGAGCAUCAACAGGUGACAUAUCUUUAACGGAGACACCGAGGGUGCAAGGGCGGUUUUCAAUCUCUCGCAUCAGUACCCCAUCACCUGUCCAGGACCAGGAGGAGAAUGCUGAAGUGCAGUCAGCGGUUUUAGAUGUGCCUCAGAAAUAUGCAACACCAGAGAUACCAUUAAAGAGGAAGAGCAUGAAAUCUUCUGGCAGAAAAACUCCCAAGAGUGCACUUAAAAGUGCACUUAAUGUGAUGCGUUCAAGGCGCAGUGGAGCAUCGCGGGCUAAUCUAAAAGUGUUGACCUCUUGGGCUGAUAUUGUGAAGUUUGGUCAGACCAAACCUCAAAUAGAAGUUGCAACUAAUAAAAAACCUACAAAGAACAACAUAGUCAAGAGAACUGUAGCUCCAAAACCAAAGACACCUUUGCGGAGGCUUAAGGAUGAUGUCAGCACUGGCCAUGCAGCAUCUCCAGCAACAAUUGUUGUUGGCAAAGCCCACAUGAGAAUGAACCAGUUUGUUGGUGCUGCACCUAAAAUAGUCCCCAACAUUGCACUAUUCAAGAAAGAUAUGAAAAUGGAUGAGGAUUUUACAGGUGUUGCAGACAUUUUUAAAACACCAGCCACCAGCAAGUCUAAGAAAAUUGUUGUCCAGAACAAUGAUGAAUGUCCAGAGGUCCUUCCAGAUGAGAGUUCAGUGAUGAAAACACCAGAGGAAUUGGGUGAAAUGAUUGUAUCUCCCUUGAGUGUUUUCUCCACUGCCAAAUGUGGGCGAUACAACAAUGAGGCAGUAACAAGACUUCUUCUGGACAACCAGGAUGGUAGUUUAAUGGAAGAUGAAAGUCAGGCAAGUGGCAAAGAGAACAUUUCAGAUCUAGAAAUCCCAUCUUCUGACCAAACGGAGAAAGAAGAGACUACCUGUGAAAUGAGAAUUGAAACCCCAAAACAGAAAGCAGCUCAAUCCUUGUGUCUAACUGGAGUCAAGCGACUGAUGAAGACACCCAAACAGAGGGCUGAACCACUUGAGGACUUGAGAGGAAAACUUCUGAAGACACCCAAGGACUGUAAACCUUCUCAGGAAGAAAGUCUAGAAGGUAUUAAGGAACUCCUAAAAACCCCCAAAUAUAGAGGAGCUCCAGUAGAAGACAUGGUUGGAGUGAAAAGAGUGAUGCAGACCCCGAAACAGAAAAGCAACCCUGUGUUAUGCGCAACUGGUCUUCAGAGGCUUUUGAAAACACCCCAAACACCCAAAGAAAAGACUGAGCAGCAGGAAGACCUCACUGGUGUGAAAGAACUGAUGAAAACACCAAAAGUAAAGGGAAAACCAGUGGAGAACCAGUUUGGUUUGAAAAGAUUGGUGAAGACUCCUAGAGAAAAGAGAAAUCCAGUUGAAGAGGACCUAACUGGUGUUCAACAACUAAUGAAAACACCCAAACACAAAGGAGAGCUAGUUGAAGAUCAAAUGGGUAUAAAACAGCUGAUGCAGUCUCCUAUAGAGAAGACUGAUGUGAUGCAGUCCCCCAAGCCAAAAGAACCUGCCAGCAGUCAGUCUGGCAUCAGCAGAAUGAAGACUCCUAAAGUUAAGGAAACAUUGGCAGAAGAAGAUUUCACUGAUCUUAAAGAGCUUGUUGAAGAACAAGAGAACAACUCUACCUGCACAGAAGUUGUUGUGACUCUGCCUAAUGAGGUAAAAGAGACCGUUGCAGCGUUGGACGGUGACUAUGCAUUCAUUCCAGCUGAAGCUGAAGCAGUUGAAUCUGUCACUGAUCCAGAGAUUGAGGCAAACAUUCCCAAAGAAAAACACCCAGCUCAGGCUAAUGAGAAAUCUGCAUCGGUUGAAGUCAUUGAAGACUGUUCUUUGAAAGAUGAUAAAAACAUUGGGCAGUCUGAAGAAGUGUGCACCUCUGAUACAAGCUCAACAGUUGAAGCUAACUCAACUUUUUCUACUGCUGUGCAAGAGAAUGAAGAACCAAAUAAGUCUUCAAUUUCCAACAAAAUUCAGCAUGGCCGUCGAGGAAGAGUGGCACAAAAAAACAAAAAUGAAAUGGCCAAAGCACCAGCUUUAUUGUCAUUAAUUGAAGAGCAUAAAAUGACUGAUCAACAACCUUCAAGCCCUUCCAAGGGUAGGAGAGGCAGGAGAGUUCUUGAAGUUCCAGAAAUCACUGCUAGCCCAGUCAGAAAAUCAGCUCGUGGUAGAAUUACUAAGCACAAUGAUGAAGACCAACAAGAAAAGAACAUUGAGGCUAGCCAAGAGCCAGCAGAUUGCAUGAAAAUUGAGAUCUCCGAAUGCUUGCCUGUAGUUACCAAAACCAGGAGAGGAAGAAAAGCUAAACAAGAUGAUGCUGAUGUAAGUGCUGGUGACCAACAAUGCUCUGAUGUACCUGCAACUGAUGUGCCAAUUCAAGUCCCAGUGGUGAAACCUGGAAAAAGAAAGAUGGAUAAAACUGAAAGCAAACCUUCAUCAGAUGUUGUUGACGCUGCAAUUGAACCAGUUUAUGACAUAAAUGCUAGUGUACCACAGGCUUCUGAUGGAUCUGCAACUGAAGAGGUAGUCCAAACACCAGUUGUGAAACCUGGAAGGAGAAGGAAGAUGGAAAAGAUCGAAAGUAAACCUUUAUCAGAUGCUGCUGCAAUUGAAUUCAUUCAUGAUGUCAGUGCUGAUGUCCCACAAGGUCCUAAUGGAUCUACAGUUGAAAAGGUGGUCCAAGCUCCUGUUAUGAAAACUGGAAGGAGACAGAAAGUGGAUAAAUCAGAUAGACAGCCUUCAGAAGAACUUGAAGAGAAAACACCCGAAAUUGUUUGUGAGGGAAAUGAUGUUGCACCAGAAGUUACUGAGACUGUCCCUGCUACUAGAGCUAGAAGGGGAAGGCCAUUCAGAAAGGAAAACCUGAAAACUGAGCCAGCUCAGAUAUUAGAUGAAGUUUUAAGCACUCCUACUGUUUUAGUGGAUGAGAAGCCACUGACAUCUGCAGCAAAAUCAGGACGAGGUAGGAAGGCUAAACAAGAAUCUGUCAAGGACCAAACUUUGGAUGACGAAAUGGUUGAUGGACAAACUGUGGCAGAGGCAAAUGAUGUUAAAGAACCUGAAGCCCCUGUAGUCAAAUCUGGCAGAGGACGAAAGGCCAAACAGCAGAAGGCUAACUUGGUUGAGGAAGUUGACCAACCUACUGUAGAUACUAGCAUAGAUUUACCUGUGACAGAAGAGCAAACCAAAACUGUGGUGAAAUCCGUGAGGGGAGGUAGAAACACAAAGCAGUCAAAGUUGGCCGUUUCAGUUGAAGCUGAGGAGAAGGUUGUCAGUCUGCCUGAACAAGCAGAGGCCCCUGUUCUGAAAUCUGUCCGAAAAAGGAAUGUUAUUGCAAAGGAAACAGAAAUCGAUGCAGAAGUUCCUGUCAAAAGAAGUCGUCGUGCAGUAGCAGAUCCUGUACUACAGGUUGCUGUUGUGCCAAGUCGUGGACGUAAAGCAGUUGUCAAGUCACAGCCUGAAGUUACAGAGGAUGUAGCUUCACCUGAAGAGACCAUUAAGGUUGUUAAAGGCACCAGACGAAGAGCAAAAGAACCUGAAUCAAAGAAAGAAGAAAGCCCCUUGAUACAGGCUAGUUCUGAAAUUGUUGCAGUUUUGCCACUUGAUAAGGUGGAAAGAGUAAGCAGGGGCAAAAAACAGAAGGAUUCAACCAAGGACUGUCCAAUCAAUACGUCUGCCAUAACCGAGGAAGCUAAUGAAACUAAACCCUCAAAAACUGUCAACUGGAACCCAGAUUUAGUUGCUUCUAAAGACAUUGAAGAGUUUGAAUCUACAGCAGAUGUAAUAGAACCACAACUGAAGAAAUCCAGAAGGUUAGUCAAAUCACCAGCUAAGGCAUCCCCGGCUGAAUCAGACCAGUCAACUGAUUUGCCACUCAGAGGCCGUAGAGGGAGAGCAGCAGCAAAAAAAGAAGACCUUGUUGAAGACUCUCAAGAAGAAACUCAGAUGAAUGUCAAGACAACGAGGAAAGGAAAGGCAGUGGCUUCCACGGCAACCAAAUCAGAGCCCAGUAAUGGUAAGGCAUCAAUUCCCCUCAAAAGGAAAAGGAAUGACGUCUUGGAUGUAACUGAGGAUGCCGUAAUUAAGGAACCUUUGCCAAAGAGAAGAGGCAGAGUAACCAAGAGCACUGAUGUUGCUGAAGAGGUCUUAAGUAAAGAAAAAAUACCUGAAGCCGAACAAGAAAUGACAGAGGCCAACCCCAAGACUGCUAAUAGAAGUGCAAGAGGACAGAAAAAGACAGCACAACAAACGGAUCCAGCACCUGCUCAGACUCAAGAACCUGUUUCUGGAUCUAGCACUCGAAAAGGAAGAGGUGUGAAAAAAGUAGAGGAAGUGGACGUCUCUACAGUGGCAGCUCCCGUCAGGCGCACCAGGAGGAAGUAAAGCACUGAUCUUACAGAGUGGUCUUAAUCUAUUCUCUGUGAUCUCUAGUUUUAGUUUGUGUUUGUACCAUUUCAUUAUGGCUUUUCUCUACAUUUUUCAGAGUAAUUUUAGCUGCUUUUUUUAGAGAAAAUGUGUAAACUAAAGAAAUGUUUUUUAUGUUCUCUUAAACUCCUGAAAGGGGUGUUAAAAUGACAGGUGAACAUGGUUUUAAGAAAAUAUUUUACAACUGUUUCAACUCUUGAACUGUUAACUUUUCUCAGAAACAUUUUAUCAUCUAUAUUCCCCUCAUGUUAUUUUCUAUUUGUACUGUAUUAAAAAUAAAACAAUUGAGAGGUGCAUAAUCAGGCUUGCACAGUUGUUGAGCCUAAGAGUAUGUAAUGUGGCUUUCUGGUGAAUGUGUAUGUGACAUGCUCAAGUUUUCAUUAAAAUAUCUUUCACCUCA